This is a messenger RNA of Phaethon lepturus (White-tailed tropicbird), 414 nucleotides long. RefSeq names its product insulin-like 5 (gene INSL5). The record is from RefSeq and is a predicted model, not a curated record. The transcript is spliced from 2 exons. Gene Ontology annotation, cellular component: extracellular region. The coding region runs from base 1 to 414 and encodes 137 amino acids. NCBI's taxonomy places the organism in Eukaryota, Metazoa, Chordata, Aves, Phaethontiformes, Phaethontidae. Gene Ontology annotation, molecular function: hormone activity.
AUGAAGGGCACGCUGCCAGCGUUGGCCUUGCUCGCUCUCCUGAUUGCGGCACGUGAAGGAAAAGGCGAAGGAAACACCGUGAAGCUCUGCGGGAGAGACUUCAUCAGAGCCAUCGUCUUCACCUGCGGUGGCUCUCGGUGGAAAAGGCAUUUGACUGAUUAUCACUACCUGUUCGAGAGUGAAAAUCCCCUGCCUUUCUCACAAGAGAACGGUGAUGCCAGCUCCUCGAUGUACAGGGACCAGAGGCUGGAGACUGACAGCGAGGAAAUCCACAACAUCAAGCCUGAGACCGAGCAAGACUUGCAACGCACCAGGAAAACGUCUAUGCUAAAAAAGCGUGAAGUAGCCAAGCUGCUUACCACAUCCUGCUGCAGCAUCGGCUGCAACGAGAGAAACAUCAGCUCCCUGUGCUAA